GUAAUGUUUGCAAGGUCAUGUUAGUUUGGCCGCUGCUCUCAAGGGUUUUGUUUGUUUGUUUAUCUACCUGGAUGCAACGUUAACACAUAGUUUUUUGUUCGUACGCAAUAAACAAAAACGGAUUACAAUGAUUACAUUCUUUUCUAAUAUCCCAAUAUUUAAAGAUGAAAAAAAUCUUGAUAUACAAACAUUUCUACAAUUAUCCAAAAUGAUUUGUGAUUUUUUCGGUUUAUGUGAUUCAAAAUUUUCAUUAUUACGAAAUGAUGUGGAAGGGAAUAUUAAAAAAGUAUCACGUGCAUCUACCAAUCUCCAUGUGAAUACGUUAUAUGACUUAUUAGCUAAUGAAAUAAAUCGUGAUGAUUCUUCCGGAUCAAUUGGUUUAUUAUGGUUAAAGCGUACAUUUCAAUUUCUUAUUUGUUUCCUGCAUUAUUUUGCUCAAUCUAAGAAUAAUGAAUUAAUACGUGAUAUGAUUAUAAGAGCUUAUGAUAAAACAUUGACAAGAUAUCAUAACAAAUUAAUGCGUCAUGCAUUUCGUUUUGUUUUACUUAUUGUCCCUAAACGAUCGGUGUUUAUUAGAAAAUUAGGAUUGGAACAGGAUAAUUGUGAAUUGUUGGUACUUAGAGAAGCAGGACAAUUUGCAGUGUCAAUCGAAGCUCAUGUUCAAACUUUAAAUCGAAUGUUAGUUUUAUUCGGUUUGGAAGACCCACUGAUUAGUUGAAUUAUUUAUUUUUCUUCUACUUCUUCUUCUUCAAAAUAGUCUAUCCAUUUGAAUUCAUUCUCAUUUCGCGCUCUUUAUCACAUCAACAUCAAUCCAUUCAAAAUAGAAUGUUGGAUAUUACCAAUCAUGUAAUUUAUUCUCAUAGAUCAUCCUCACCAUCACCAUCACCACCACCAUCAUCAUCAUCAUCAUUAUCAUUAUCAUCAACGACAUAUUCAAAGGAA
Schistosoma bovis is the source of this 942-nucleotide messenger RNA. NCBI's taxonomy places the organism in Eukaryota, Metazoa, Platyhelminthes, Trematoda, Strigeidida, Schistosomatidae. The record is from the annotation of a GenBank genome assembly.